AUGCCCGGUUCAUUCUCAUGCGGUGUGGCGUUCACACAGCUGUGGCUGACUCUCCUGGUUGUGACCCCUGUCAAUGGACAACAUGAAGCUGUACUCCAGUCUGUGGUUUCCCUUCAGCCUUCAUGGACCACUUUCUUUCAAGGAGAGAAAGUCACUCUGUCUUGUUAUGGAUUUGGCUUCUACUUACCCCAGAAAAUAAAAUGGUACUGGAAAAAGAAAACACAGACGCAAUUACAAAGCACGUCUACAUCUACCUUAAAGGUCCGUGAGUCCGGAGAGUACUGGUGCCAAGCCGACAACUUCCUUCCAAGCAUGCACGUGCACUUAGACUUUCGUCGAGAUUCUCCGGUGCUGCAAGCUCCCCCUGCUGUGUUCGAAGGAGACUCUGUGGUUCUGAGGUGCCACACAAAGGAAGACAUAGCAGCAGAGAGCCUGAAAUUUUACAAGAAUGAUAAAGCUCUGGAAUUAUCUGGUCCAAGUUCUGAGCUCCAUAUUCGUCAUGCAAAUCUGAAGGACAACGGUCAAUACAAGUGCACUAAGAAUUGGCGUUUCUGGACUAUCCCUUCCAAUACGGUCAGAGUUCAAGUCCAAGAGCUGCUCCCACGGCGGCCUGUGCUGAUGGCCACACCCUCCCAGCCCAUAGAUGGAAGCCCAGUGACCCUGACCUGUCAGAUCCAGCUCCCUGCACAGAGGUCAAAUGUCCAGCUCCAGUUCUGUUUCUUGAAAAACCUCCAGGCUCUGGAAUCAGGCUGCAGCAACUCCUCAGAGUUUCACAUUCCUGCUAUAUGGACUGAAGAACCAACAUGGUACCAGUGCAGGGCAGAAACAGUGAAUUCCCAAACUAGAAAACAAAGUACAGCGUUAAAAAUUCCAGUGCAGAGAGCUCUUGCUGACUUCCAAACAUACAUCACGCCAGCCUCAAAAUUGGUGUACGAAGGGCAGUCACUGUUACUCAACUGCUCAGUAAAUGGAGUCCCAGGGCCCCUCAAAAUCUCCUGGUACAAAAGGGACAUGCUGAAUAAAAAAGCAAAUAUUCCAAAGUCCUCAGGAGCAGAAUUCAAGAUCUCCAAGGUGAACAUCAGCGACGCAGGGGAGUAUUACUGUGAGGCUAAAAACAGUCGCCGACGUUUUGUCAGCCGGGCAGUUCCCAUCACCAUAAAAGUCCCAGUAUCUCAACCAGUUCUCACCCUAAGUAGUGGGAAGACUCAGGCCCUUGAGGGAGACUUGAUGACACUUCAUUGUAUAUCCCAGAGGGGCUCUCCAUAUAUCCUGUAUGAGUUCUACCAUGAGAAUGUCUCCCUGGGGAACAGCUCUACACUCUCAGGAGGAGGAGGAGGAGCAUCCUUCAACUUCUCGAUGAGCACAGAGAGAUCUGGAAACUACCACUGCACAGCAGACAAUGGCCUGGGAGCCCAGAACAGUGAGGCUAUUUGGAUCUCUGUUGCUGACAUGACCAACAACAGAAGUGUUCCUGUGAUUGCCGGUAUCACUGUGGGACUGCUCAUCACAGCUGUUGGAGUGUUUCUGUCAUAUUGCUGGUUCUCUAGACAAGCAGGGGGAAAGCCUGCCUCUGAUGAGUCCAGGAGUCCUUCAGAUGCAGAACCCCAGGAGCCCACCUAUUACAACAUCCCAGCCUGUAUAGAACUGCAGCCAGUGUACAGCAAUGACCCUAAAGAAGCCGUGAUUUACACGGAAAUACGGAGAACUCAACCGAAACCGAAACGUGCAGUUAAGGAGUCUGAAAGCCCAAGAUCAAGGUGCCAGAUGGCUGAGAAAAACUAG
Molecule: messenger RNA, 1782 nt
Organism: Rattus rattus (black rat)
Lineage: Eukaryota; Metazoa; Chordata; Mammalia; Rodentia; Muridae
Product: Fc receptor-like protein 5
Exons: 12
Coding region: 1-1782 (593 amino acids)
Biological process (GO): cell surface receptor signaling pathway
Molecular function (GO): transmembrane signaling receptor activity
Source: RefSeq, a predicted model, not a curated record